Molecule: messenger RNA, 2139 nt
Organism: Bombus pyrosoma
Lineage: Eukaryota; Metazoa; Arthropoda; Insecta; Hymenoptera; Apidae
Product: protein FAM151B
Exons: 5
Coding region: 194-1153 (319 amino acids)
Source: RefSeq, a predicted model, not a curated record
GACAGUCAGUCGUUUCGAGGCUGCCGAGUUGACCGGGUGUCGUUGAGCAACCAGAGCCACGCCGGUUCUGCCCUCUCCCUCUUUCUUUUCCGAAGUAGCCUGCCUGUUCAUCGUUCGAGCGCACGCUGUUCGCGCGUCUAUCAGCUCGCUUCUCUUUUUCUCAAAACGUGUACAGUGUUCACCGUGAGGGACCAUGAAGAGUAUCACGACCACGGCGACCAGUCUCCUGUUUCUGGCAUUGAUCCAGUCUGCCAUGUCCGCCAGCAACGUCUCUGUAGACGUAGCCACUUUCUUUCCGAAGAUCGAGGGUAAUCUCACCAAGAUCGUCUGGGAGCAUGCCGUCAACAGCAAGGAGAAACUCGACAACGCACUUGUAUCAGUCAACAUCAUGAUGCUGGAGGCCGACGUAACGUUGGGCAUACUGAACGGUACGAGCAAUAAUAACACACCGAUACCGAUAAUGGCACAUCCGCCGGCGUCUGAGAGCAACUUGUCGCUAGACGAUUUCCUCAACACCGUGAUCCAGAGGAACGUUACCAAGGGCAUCAAGCUGGACUUCAAGAGCAUCGAUGCCUUCAACAAGAGCAAGCCUAUCUUGGAGAAAUUCCGCAAUAACACUAAAUUCCCCGUAUUUCUUAACGCGGAUAUACUCCCUGGACCGGUGAACGCAAACACCACAGCGGUUGACGCAAAAGCCUUCGUAAGUCAAGCCAUGGAGUUUCCAGAGUACACGCUGUCAGUCGGCUGGACCACCAGGUACGGCACCAAGGACAAUGUUACCGAAGGUCAAUACACGGAGCAACAAAUCCAAAAUAUGAUCAACAUCCUGAAAGAACAGAAGGUUACUCAGCCGAUAACUUAUCCUGUAAGAGCUGGUCUAGCCGCGAACAGUAUGAAAGUGAUCAAGUCGCUGAUGGAGAAUAGCUCCUUCACGAGCAACGUAACCCUAACCGUUUGGUCGAGCGAGGGUGACAAGGUCGAUGCGGAGAAGUUGUCGACGCUAAUACGAGAUAUCGGUGUGAAAAAGGUGUACAUCGACGUGCCGCAAGACUUGAUGAAUAAGCUUUAUUUAUCAGGAGCAUCGAGCGUUAUGGUCGCUUCGAUCACGCUCGCGGUUAGUCUUCUGACUGGUCUUCUAUCGACGAUAUUGUGAGCAGUUUGAACAAUUCUCGUCGCGUUUCGCAUGCACCCGAGGGGAUUCAGUGAUGGAAGAGUCUCGCGUCUUCUUCCAUCGCCAUGGAAUUCUCUUUGACGAAGGAAAGAAGCGCGAGACUGACGGAACGAAAUCGAAUUGCGAUCGAAGAUGGUCAGAAUUUAAAUCAAAAAGCAGUUUCGAUAUGUAACGGUCGAAUGUUCUCGUUAGAGUCUCGGUCGUGAACUUGUACUUUUUAGCGUGUAAGCUUAUUCGCAAACAUUUUUUCUAAGUAUUUUAAGGAAGCUUUCUUAGGAAUACGAUAUUCCUGUUGGCCGUGACGAAAUACCCUCGCUUUACAAUACUUGGGCAUCGUGCUCUUUUCUUUAUUCGUUUUUCAAAGAUGGCUAUUUCUUUUUGUCAUAUUGGCACGUUUUGUAGAUUUCUAUGAUAGAAUGCGACGUAUUUCGAUUCUUCAAGUAAACCUGUAAGAUAGAGUAAGAUAUAACAUACCAGAAAGACGUUUCGAUAGUUGGAUUUUACGCUCGACUUUGUUAGUAUGUAAUUCAAAUGAAAUUGAUCUAGUAAAAGAUUUAACGAAGAUCUUUCGGAUUCAUCCUGUUGAUUUUGAUGCGAACGACGUACCGGUGCCGUGAUAAGUAACAAGUUCUAACACCUGGCGCACUUAUCACAACAUAUUUGCACCAUUUACACCUUGGAGACACGCUUUUUUUUCUAAAAUACCGCGUCACAUACGCGAAACUUACUCGUAGUGUGUUAUAUCGUACCUCUUUAGUGUUCAUCGACGUAUCUCCUGUACCUGCCUUUAACAUAUCUCACACAUAGGUGCAGAUCAAGGAUGCAGAACAAAAUAUAACACAAAUACGGUAUUAGAGUUUACGUAAGCUGUAACGUGUACAUCUGUAAACCAAAGGAUUGUGAAUGCGUAAUACGGUGUCGGUGCACCGCGUUUGAUAACGAAACAAUAAAAUCAUCUGCAAAAUUUA